CCUCUGUUGCUGCUGGUUUUAAGCACAAUUCAAAGUCAAGUGUAGUUUUUUAACGAGUCAACCUCCGGAGAACCGAGCCGAGCACUCAAACCCCCCGUAGCCGAAAAAGAGCUCAGUUUGUGGGAUAUAAAGUGUUCAGAGGAGCCGCUAAGAACCAGGCGGUACCGGGGACAUAUAACCGGCUAUUUGUGCCAUGUUUUUCUAACGGAUUAUUUGAUGAAGCCGACACCUGCAGGAUGAAUGGAUAUGAAUCUCCAGCUCUUGCAUCUGGCAUCUUCGGCUCCUACAGCUCCCAGACCAACGGCCAUGGCUCUCAUUCUCCAGAGCCUCCUAAAAAUAAAGCCAAGUCCGGUGCCAAAGUUCUCUACGAACAACGAAAACACUUGACCAAAACCAGCAUCAACAGCCUGACGGACACGUCGCAGUACCACGUGGAGCACCUGACCACGUUCGUGUUGGACCGUAAAGACGGGAUGAUCACGGUGGACGAUGGCGUUCGGCGUCUCCGUCUGCUGGACGCCAAAGGAAAGGUCUGGACUCAGGAGAUGCUGCUACAGGUGGAGGAGAAGACAGUCAGCCUCAUAGACCAGGAGACAAAGAACGAGUUGGAGAACUUCCCCAUCGGGACGGUGCAGCACUGCCAGGCGGUGAUGAACUCCUGCAGCUACGACUCCAUCUUGGCUCUGGUGUGUAAAGACUCGGCACAGAGCAAACCGGACCUGCACCUGUUCCAGUGUGACCACAUCAAGGCGAAUCUGAUCCACGCAGACGUAGAGAGUGCCAUGAUCGAUGCCAAAGGAGGAAAAGUGAAGAAGAGACCGGAGACGCUCCGGAUGAUCCUGAAGAGUGAUGGGGUCAUCCCCCCUCCCCCUGCUGCUCCCGCCCCUGAACCACCGGUAUCGUCCAAUCAGAUGGAUGUAAAGAGUCGAGCGGCCGCCUGGUCAGCCUGGACCAAUGAGCAGCAAGACUAUGAGAGGCAGCAACAGAUACCAGAGGAGGACGGAGAGAUGGACACUGCAGCCAGAGUGGACCGAGACGUGCAAAUCCUGAACCACGUCCUAGACGACAUUGAGUUCUUCGUCACCAAACUUCAGAAGGCUGCCGAGGCGUUCGGCGAGCUCUCCAAGAGGAAGAAGGUCAAGAAAGGAAAGAAGAAAGGUCCGGGAGGUGAGGAGCCAUUCUGCUUUUUAUUAACCCAAGAUAGACUCCACCAGACUCCAUUGGGGGGUCUACUGAACAUGUGUGUGUUGUGUGACCUGCAGGGUAAACUGAAGGAUCACAUCCAGAACCCGAGCGCCGUGGACCUGCUUCACUUCCUCUUCUCUCCCCUCCGCAUGGUGGUCCAGGCAUCGGGCAGCGUGGAUCUGGCUCGCAGCGUUGUGGUUCCUCUGCUGACCCGAGACGCCAUCGACUUCCUGCACGCCGCGGGGACGCCCGAGGAGAGACACCUGUGGGUUGCCCUGGGAGACGGCUGGACCAAAUGCAGUGAUGGCCCGGUUCCGGCGUCGUCGGCGUUCCCGUCCAGAGAACAGGAGCUGACCCAGCUGGCCGAGAGUCUCGCCAACGCUGAGGUCCAGAGACAAGACGAGCUCAGGACCAGACUGGAGGUUUGGAUCUACACACACACAUUCAGGAGUUUCGAUGCCGACAGCAGAGUCCAACCAAACCUGUUUGCCAAAUCUAAAUAUGACUUUGUGGCGAGAAACAACACGGAGCUGUCGGUCCUCAAAGACGAGGUCGUUGAGGUGGUUGACGACAGGAAGCAGUGGUGGAAGGUGCGUAACGGCUGCGGGGCGUCCGGCUACGUGCCAAACAACAUCCUGGAGAUCACCAAAGCCGUGGACAUCACCGGCAGAGGAGAGCCCAUCUACAGCCACACCAUCCAGCUUAUGAUGCCAAAGAAGGAGUUUGAGUUGUUCAAGCAACUACUGGGAGAGUUGAACGAGAAGCAGACUACCAGGACCGACUACAUCUCCAGUAAACCGGUAGCGACUCCCAUGCCGCCCCCACCGGCGCCCACGCCGCCACCGGCGGCGCCCACCAGGCUCCCCACGCCGCCCGGCGCGCCCCGCGCCGAGCCCGCCUGGCCGGCCACUGCCACCGGCAGCACCGUCAGCCGCCAGAACAGCACCACGUCCAGCGACAUCGGCAGCGUCGCCAUGAGGGAGAACAGCAACCAGAGGCCGCCGCCUGUCAACCGCAGGAAAUCCAACAUGGAGGAGGUUCAGGACGAGCUGAUGCACAGACUGACUUUGGGUCGCAGCGCUCAGAAGAAGAUUCAGGUUUCUUCUCGCAGCGGCGGCAGCCUGCCGUCCAACAGCAUCAGCUACGACUCGUCGCCUACCGACGUCAAGGCCUGGCUGACGGCCAAAGGCUUCAGUCCAGUCACCAUCACCAGCCUCGGCGUCCUGACCGGCGCUCAGCUGUUCUCUCUCAACAAGGAGGAGCUGAAGACGGUUUGUCCCGACGACGGCGCUCGAGUCUUCAGCCAGGUCACCGUCCAGAAGGCCGCUCUGGAGAAGAGUUCAGGCUCUGAGCUCCAGGAGAUCAUGAGGAGGCGGCAGGAGAAACUGGCGGCCAACACCUGGGACUCAGGGGUGGAGUCUUUUGACGAAGGCAGCACCCACUGAUCUCCAAACAGCUUCCUCCCUCCCUCCUUCCCUCCCUCCCUCCCUCCCUCCCUCCCUCCCUCCCUCCCUCCCUCCCU
Messenger RNA from Perca fluviatilis (European perch), 2707 nucleotides. It is a transcript of the gene eps8a, whose product is annotated as epidermal growth factor receptor pathway substrate 8a. Gene Ontology annotation, biological process: regulation of Rho protein signal transduction; positive regulation of ruffle assembly; Rho protein signal transduction. Gene Ontology annotation, molecular function: actin binding. Lineage: Eukaryota; Metazoa; Chordata; Actinopteri; Perciformes; Percidae. The record is from RefSeq and is a predicted model, not a curated record. Gene Ontology annotation, cellular component: plasma membrane; ruffle membrane; vesicle.